AUGACUGUACAAAUUCCAAAGCUAUUGUUCUUACAAGGUUUCUUGCAAAACGGUAAGGUUUUUUCAGAAAAAUCAUCCGGUAUCAGAAAACUUCUGAAGAAGGCCAAUGUUCAGUGUGACUAUAUCGAUGCGCCUGUUCUCUUGGAAAAGAAGGACCUGCCAUUCGAAAUGGACGAUGAAAAAUGGCAAGCCACUUUGGAUGCAGACGUGAACAGAGCUUGGUUCUACCACAGCGACAUCUCCCACGAAUUGGACGUCUCUGAAGGUUUAAAGACUGUUGUUGACUACAUUAAGGCUAACGGUCCAUACGACGGUAUUGUCGGUUUCUCCCAGGGUGCCGCUUUGUCUUCCAUCAUCACUAACAAGAUCACGGAAUUGGUUCCAGACCACCCAGAAUUCAAAGUCAGUGUGGUCAUUUCAGGCUACUCCUUCACCGAAGCAGACCCAGAACACCCUGGCGAAUUGAGAAUAGCCGAGAAAUUCAGAGACUCAUUCGCUGUAAAGCCAGACAUGAAGACCAAGAUGAUUUUCAUCUACGGUGCCUCCGACCAAGCCGUCCCAUCCGUCAGAUCUAAGUACCUGUACGACAUCUACUUGAAGGCCCAAAACGGCAACAAAGAAAAGGUCCAAGCCUACGAACACCCAGGUGGCCACAUGGUUCCAAACAAGAAGGACAUCAUCAGACCUAUUGUUGAACAAAUCACCGCUUCCCUGCAAGAAACUACUGACUAA
Molecule: messenger RNA, 732 nt
Organism: Saccharomyces eubayanus
Lineage: Eukaryota; Fungi; Ascomycota; Saccharomycetes; Saccharomycetales; Saccharomycetaceae
Gene: FSH1
Product: putative serine hydrolase
Exons: 1
Coding region: 1-732 (243 amino acids)
Cellular component (GO): cytoplasm; nucleus
Source: RefSeq, a predicted model, not a curated record